AUGGCGGAACAAAUGGCGGUGCUGCAGCAGCUGCUGCUGGCCACGCUGGACCCCAGGCCUUCUGUGCGCCAAGCAGCAGAGCAGCAGCUAACAGCAGCAAGACAAACGGACUUGGGGCAGUUCGUGGGCUCAAUGGCUGCGCUGAUAGCCCUCGAUCAGCCCCUCCCGGGGCCCCAGGGGGCCCCCGGAAGCCCCGAAGACCUCCUCAUUGCGAAGCAAAUUGCUGCAGUUACUUUCAAAAACUCCAUUAGUGCCAAGGAUCUGACCCUCGAUGGUGCUGCUGCGGAAGCUUGGAGGGCGCUGCCGAAUGAAACGAAAGCUGACAUUAAGAAGCAGCUGCUGGCAGCUUUGCACACAGACUGCAUUCAGGUUGGCAAUGCAGUUUGCCAAGUUUUGGCCAAGUUGGGAGUCAUUGAACUUCGCUCGAUGGAGUUCGAAGGGCUGCUGCCCGCGCUGCAGGAAAUGGUGCAGCAGGCAGUUUCUUGCCAGCAGCAGCAGCAGCAGCAGCAGCAGCUGCUGAAGGCCUGCGGCCGCCACGCCCUCACCUGCCUGGCCUAUCUUUGCGAAGAACUUGCAGACAUUGUCUCCGAAGGAGAAGAUCCUUCGGAAGUUUUUUCUGAACAAAGAUGCAAUGUGGUGUUGACAGCAGUUUUGCUUGGACUCAAGGAUCCCGAUCCGCAGCUGAAGGUGGCGGCGUUGCGUGCUUUGUACCACGCACUGGUUUUCGCAAAAGGAAACUUCAACAAAAAAGUGCUUUCCACUUCAGAUAUUUUUGAAAACACUUUUGCACGGAAAAUCGUGCAGCGACUGCAGCCAGAUUGCUGGGGGUUGCUGCAGAAGCAAAGGUUUCGGGAAGAACGGGACUACAUCAUUAAUUCUGUCGUGGAGGCCGGCGACGCAACAAACCCUAGUGCUGUUCAAGUUGCUGCCUUCGACUGCAUUGUGCAAAUCUCCCAAGAGUAUUACUCGCUUCUGGAAGCCUACAUGCCGGCUAUGGGACCAGUGCGUAGGGAGUGCAGCAGGGGGUGGAGGCAGCUGCACCUUUUCUGA
Eimeria necatrix is the source of this 1050-nucleotide messenger RNA. RefSeq names its product importin subunit beta-1, putative. Lineage: Eukaryota; Apicomplexa; Conoidasida; Eucoccidiorida; Eimeriidae. Bases 1 to 1050 code for a protein of 349 amino acids. The transcript has 5 exons. Gene Ontology annotation, cellular component: cytoplasm; nucleus. Gene Ontology annotation, molecular function: nuclear import signal receptor activity; small GTPase binding. Gene Ontology annotation, biological process: protein import into nucleus. The record is from RefSeq and is a predicted model, not a curated record.